Messenger RNA from Cheilinus undulatus (humphead wrasse), 1506 nucleotides. RefSeq names its product CCAAT/enhancer binding protein (C/EBP) 1 (gene cebp1). The transcript has 3 exons. Gene Ontology annotation, molecular function: DNA-binding transcription factor activity, RNA polymerase II-specific; RNA polymerase II cis-regulatory region sequence-specific DNA binding. The coding region runs from base 54 to 662 and encodes 202 amino acids. Gene Ontology annotation, biological process: DNA-templated transcription; myeloid cell differentiation; regulation of transcription by RNA polymerase II. NCBI's taxonomy places the organism in Eukaryota, Metazoa, Chordata, Actinopteri, Labriformes, Labridae. The record is from RefSeq and is a predicted model, not a curated record.
AGUCAAUCUGUGAAAGGAAACCGACAGAGCCAGAGCUCGGGGAAUGCAAAGUUAUGAUGUCAGACUCCAGGGUGUCCUCUGUCAUCCAGGAGUGGGUGAGCGCAUACCCGGCUCACACCCACACCCAGACCCUGAAUCCCACCACCUCCAACCACGCAGAUUCAACCGAUCAGCUGGCUCAAAUUGACAUGAUGCCGUACAGCCAGUCUCAUGGGCUGGGGAGAGGGGGCAGUGAUGACAGAGUGGCUGAGCAGAUGAUGGGCCUGCCCUACCUGUCAUAUACGACUUCCUGUCUCAGCAACACCUCAAACAACGGGGGCACGAUCCACCACCAGAGCCACGCCAACACUCAGCAGGACUUCUCCUCCUUCCUCCUGCCGACUCUGCGUGCCCCCAUAAACAAGAGGACCAUCAGCAAGGACAGUGUGGAGUACCGCAUGCGCCGCGAAAGGAACAACAUUGCUGUGAGAAAAAGCCGGGACAAGGCCCGAAGGAGGAUCAUGCUGACUCAGCAGAGGGCCGUGCAGCUGCAGGAGGAAAACCAGAAGCUGCAGAUGAGGAUAGGGCAGCUGACGCAGGAGCUGGACACUCUCAAACACAUCCUGUCUCAGCGGCACCUCCACGGAGCUGAAGACGCCAUAGAGGGGGCAUCUGAUAUCUAGAACCCCAGCUUUAACCUUCUCUUACUUUUUAUUGUUGGCAUCAGAUUUAUUGUUUGAAUGUAAGGCUGAUAAUCUGUAGUAAUUGGAGUCAUCCAGGUCUUCAGCAGGAAGCCAUCCACACCAAGGAUCCAGAGGAAUCAAGAGACAUGGGGGCUGAGGAGCUCCCAGGGUGAUAAAAAAAAGCCCACUAAGUUGAUUAAAGCAUAAACCCUGCCUCUAACAAGGCAAAUAGUCAAUCAUAGUUUUGGGGUGGCACCUUUGUUGGACAAAUAGAUUUGAAGGGGGCCCAUACCACCCCUCUGGACACGCCCCUGUCCAGCAGGCCUCUUCUUACUCCCCUGCAUAAAGCUCUUACAUAAAACUCCUGAAAAUUUCCUAAAUUUACCUGGGGUGCUUUACAACAGAGGUGUUUUUUACUCUACCUUUACUUUGUGAUUUAUCAAUCCAGUGUAUUUCUAUGAUAUUUCUACCAUCUACUGGAUGUGUGAUGCACAGCUUCAGCCUUAAAUGCAGAUACUUUCUGUUCAAGGGAAGAGGUAUAAGUCAUCAGUUACAUUCCUGCAAUCCUGUGGAUUAAGCUUUAACAUAAGACAUCGUGUUAUAUUCAACAUCUAGUGACUGUUUAUAAUACAGAAAAAAUGUUUAAAAAAUUGGAAAUUACUUGUUUUUUCUCACAAUUUUGUUGGUUUAGAGAGGAGCCAUGACAUUAGUAUUUCCUUACUUUCUUCCACUUUCCUGCUCACAUUGAAUAAAUGAGUUAAAGGUGACAUAUUUAACCAUUUUAAGACAAGUUUAUAUUGGUAUCAGAGGUCCCCAAAACAUGUCUGUGAAGUGUGUUGAUGAA